Messenger RNA from Mizuhopecten yessoensis (Yesso scallop), 480 nucleotides. Its product is annotated as potassium channel subfamily T member 1-like. The transcript has 5 exons. NCBI's taxonomy places the organism in Eukaryota, Metazoa, Mollusca, Bivalvia, Pectinida, Pectinidae. The record is from RefSeq and is a predicted model, not a curated record. The annotation marks the transcript as partial.
AUUUACCUGCAGGACGUGUAGAUAUAUAAACUGUUAGACGUGGAACUGGUUUUGACAAGGGGGCCAACAUUAAGACUCUUGCACAUGUGCUAACGAGAGGAUACCACAGUUUACAGCGAAUCCUCUUUAAGCGAUGGUGUACGAAACAGUUUGCGACGGCAUCGAUCUUGACUUUGUAGAGGAAACAGGAAGUGACGGAGAGGAAGAAUGGCUUCAUUCUACUCGAGUGAAGUACUUUACCAACGAACUGUCCUUUAGGGGCCGUCUCAAAAGAUUAUUUUUACGACAACCAACAACACGACUCGGAAGCCGUAUUGUUUACCUUGUGUUGAAGGUCUUUCUGUGCCUACUUUACGUCAUAAGAGUGGAGUUAGAUGAUUAUAUGAGCUAUCGGUGCUAUGGCUACAGCUGUGCGGAAACAAAUAUCACACUUCCGGUCGACAACGACAAGAUGGUGUUCUCAUCGAACGCCAUCAACUG